UCAACUUUACUGUGAUAACUACCUAUUUUGAAAUCCAACGGAUUUGAGUCAGUUUCAACUUGGAAAUAGAUAUUAAAAUAAAAUAGUGCCUGAAUCUACCUGAUAUUUACUGCCUGAAGCACGCUCGGGGAACGAAAUUUAUUAAAAUGGAUGUAAACCCUCUUACUCCUAAUAAAAUACAAAGACUUAUACAUUUAGCGGAGGACAGAUCUUUUAAUAUCCCUCGGCGCUUGAUGCUAAAUGAUGAUGAAUUGAGCAGGUUGGUUUCUCAACCUGCUGGCCCAGACAAAUCUGCAGCAAACACAAACACAUCAUCUGGGAUUCUGGACUUGGAGAGAGUUGAAGGAUUUGGUGAUUCUGUUCUUGGGAAUUUUUCAUUGAGCAAAUCAACUGCCUUUAAUCCUGGUGAGAUGACAGGGAGAUCGACUGGAGCCCAGGAAUUGGAAACGAAACCCCUCAGCACUACCCAGACAUUGGACCAGCAAUAUGGUCGACAUUCCAUCGCCCUCGACAGCAUAGCCAAUGAGAUGGAUAAGCAGACUAAUGAAGUCCAUGAUAUCAUGAGACAUUCCAUUGCUACUGAUUUUUCUUUUCAUUCAAAGAGAGACUUAACAGCUGAUGAGUCAUCAUUCAUUAAAAAGGAAGCACCUUUACCAGUACCCUCUAAUCAGCAAACAAACUUUGCAGAGAGCAUGGUUAGCAAUAAUACAUCAGUAGGAGCUUAUUUUCAGAAUAGAUGUCCAGAUUUCGGCAAAAUCCUAAGAAAGACUGAUAGUCCUGACAGAUCUUACGGACUCAGUAUUAGUGAAGUAUCAACCAGUUACCAGAUGGGUCCUCUGGGACAUUCCACCCAUUACAAAAUGGACAAUACGCUGGACAGUGUCCCUGUCAAACAGCCAAAGAUUCCGGAAAAUAUACCUGAAAAAAAUGUCCUCAACACUUUGAACAACACAAAAACAUUGGAAAAGAAAACUAACUUUGAUUCUAAAAAAGAUAUUCAGAAUAUUUUCAGUGGAAAAUUAGGAAAACAGGAUAAUACCAACGUGAACAAAUUAAUGGAGAAACCGUUGUACACCAGAGCGAGUGAGAAGUGUGCGGCGGGCGGCGAGCUGCUGCGGCGGCUGGAGCUGGCGGACGACACGGAGGGGGAGGAGAACUCUUUGAGCAUUUCCAAGAUCCAGGACUUUUUGGGAAGACAGUCUACCACAAAUGUGAGUGUAUCAGACAUGUUGAAGCUGAACAGAAAGAAGAAGCAGCCACUCGCCGAACUGCAAAUGAACAUUCAAGAUCCCAAAUCCACCAACGAAGUCCACGUGACACUCCUAAAAGAUACUAAAAACACUGCCACUGCCAGCACAGCUGGUAGUGUUAAUACUGUGAUAUCUGUCGACAGAGUGAAGGGGAAUAUUGAGAAGGAAGUUCCAGCUGUUUUUGUCACAGCUGAUACACUAAAUUUUAACGAAAUGAAAAAUGCUUUGGAAGACGAUCUUAAAGAGAAACCCAGGUCUGUGAGGUCAAGAUCUCCGUCCAGCAACAGUCAGUCUACUCUGAGCACCGUUCAGGAUAACUAUGCCAGCUUCAAGUCUAAUGAUAGUCACUUGCAUUCAAGUAAAGGCGACGCCCAUAUCCCUUCCCCCACUAGCGAGUAUAGGGAGUUAGAUAAGUCAGUAAACUGGCACGAGUUGCUGCGCCAUAGGCACUUGAGAGAGUCCUUGGCUAAAGAUCAAUGGGCCGAUAUUACGGUUUCUGCAGCUAAAGGAUAUGUCGGCGUAAGCUGCCCCGUCAUUAUAACGACCACAAUCCUAACAGAGACAUGGUUGACAGCCAAAUUUCAGUUCGACGAUCUUCCCAACGACGGCAAAGACCUCACUAUUGAGUUGCCCCGGUUUCCCUUGCUCCUGUCCCCGGGGAAAUCCGAACAGUUCACCAUACACAUCAUUUCCAACGUUGAAAUGACCACAUCACUACCAUUCUCUAUGUAUUUAAAGGAUGCGUCUAUAGAUUUAGAUAUAAUGCAAAAGGGAAGUAUGGAUAUUGAGGUUAAAAUGCCGGUUAUUCAAGCCAUGUCGAGCGAUGGUAUCAACAAAGUGACAUUCCCGCCCAUUCAAGAGAAGGCUGUGUUAACAAAAGCAUUUGUUCUCAUAAGCGAUUGUGAUGUGGAUUUGCAAUUAGAUUUGUCUGUCGUAGAAGGGGACAGUUUGUUCACUAUCAAAAAUGUUCAGGAGAUAAAGAAAUGUGAUGUGAAUAAGGUGCUGAUGGAUCGGCAGGGGUCGACGGAAGACGCGCAGGGAAAGGCGAAAAAUAAGAAUAUGAACAAACAGUUAUGCAGACUUACUAGUGGGAACGCUAUCAGAGUUACUAUAAUGUUCAAAGCGCCUAAGUUAUCAGACAUACAACUGCCGGAUGCACUGGCUACUUUCAAUGGGGCUUUGAUUGUAAACCUCUAUGGGCUCAACAUAAACCUCAGGAAGGUAGAUCUUAUCGCUUCUGUGGGUUCGGUCAAGUUGAUGAUAAAGUCGGGAGUUUCUCCUGGUAAUAAAUUGGAGCUAAGCAGCGAACCAAUUAAAAUAAUGUUAUGUAAUGCUGGCACAAUCCAAGGCAUGUGGUUUAUAAAAAUAGGAAUGGCGAACAUGUCCGGUCAUAAUAAAAUACCCUUUAAAAUUUCUCCCUCCAAGUUUGAUUUAAGUCCUCGGGACACUAAAGCUAUAACUUUAGCAUAUACGGGACCCGAAGACUGUGUCACAGAAGCAAUUCUGGCCUUCGAAGACAUGGCCAGCGGUAACAAAACGAAGAUCGAAAUAAUCGGUGGUUCAGAGAAAUUGAAGAUAUUUCCUAUAAAGUGUAAUUACAACGUUAUGUCUUGGGUCCGUUCGGAGAGGAAAGAGCUCAGCAUGAGGAAUAUUUUGGAUAAGAAAGUUCAAAUCAGAUGUCAUAUAACUGGUGAAGGAUUCUCCAUAGAUUUGCCGGGUGGGGAACUGAAGGGGACCUAUUUGGUGUCCUUCAAUGCCAAUGAGUGUAGGCCGAUGCCGAUUUUGUUUAAUCCGAAUUCGAGUGCUCCUCAAAAUGCCGUGCUUCAUUUAGUACAUGAUAAGAACAGCGAGUUUUCUAGAGCUAUACGUCUGUACGGGUGUGCGAACGGCGAGCCUAUUCGCUGGAGCGGACUCGUGACGUACGGCGACACGGCGCUGGUCCGUGCGGCCGUGCGCCAGCCCGUGGAGUUAGGGCUUUAUAACAAGGGCAGCACGGCGGCCUUCGUCUGUGCCAGGGUGCAUUUCAACCUCCAGUUCAUGUUCGCGCAGUCGUCGUGCGAGUUGUCGGGCGCGCGGCGCGUGGUGGCGGCGCGCGCGCGGCACGCGCUGCUGCUGCGCCCGGACUGGCCGCGUCUGCAGCGUCGCGCGCGCGCCCGCCCCAGCGCCGGGCUCGCGCUCGCCGCGCUCCGCGUGCUCGUCGGCGCCGAGACCACCCGUCGCAGGAUACUCAGGUUGCUUCGCAAUGAGUCGGGUGAAAUAGACACCAGCCUCUUGCCCGUACAUUUGAAAGAGCUGGCGGAACCGUUCGAGGGUGAGGAUCCGCAUUUGGACGAGGAAUUAGCACAUUUCAAUGAGACUAAGUCGUCAUUAAACGAGUUGCUAAGUGGGCUGCACGAGCUGACAGCUCAGAUCGACCUGCCGCAGGACCUGGCCGACAGCACCAUUCUCAUCAGUGACGAUACCCUUGUGGAGCACCACACUCUUCACGAUUAGGCUCGGACCUCAUUGCUAUUAAGGUACAAAAAUUAUGUUUUUAUCCUAUCAUUCAUAAAAAAGUUAUUCUUCAUGUCAGUGUCAGUCAGUGUAAGUGUCAAAUAUUGGUGCGAUAGUGGCAAAAAACAUUAGUUAAUUAUACUUUGCCUUUUCCAUUAAUAAAAGUUUAUUUAAAUCGGCCAAUAGUAUUAACAAAGUAGAAGUAGAAAUGGUGAAAUUUUAUAAUAUGAAAUUUUAUAUGGUCACAAAGUUCUGCUGUGCAAAUUGUGAUUUAUUCGAAUUGAUAUUUAUCUACUUAUAAAUUACUAACAUCAAUGAAGAUUAAUAAAUAUUUAAAAAAGUACGGCUUCAUUAAUGAUUUUCAUUAUUAAUUAUGGGCUUGUUCGAAAAAAUAUUUCUCGAUUUAAUUUCUCAUGUGUACUAAUUUAAUUAAUUUAUAACCACUAAAUAAUACAAUAUUAGUUUAGAAUAUGUAUUAGUAGUUAGUAUGUAGACAGUGUUGUAGUUAAGUAGUGAUAUGUACUUUUUAUAUGAAAUUUAUAUUAGGAUCCUUGUUAUGUUUAUAAAUGGAAUGGUGAUGCAGGCGUGAAAACAUAUGAAUGUAACCCCGUAUUUUAAAAUUAUCACAAUACUGUAAAUUAAGUCUGAAAUAUUACUUGAUACUCAUUUUAUAUAGUGAUAUCCGUCCAUCUAAAAAAUAUUAUUCUGAAGGCUUUUGUAAAAAUAACUUGUGUAGUAUAAAUAAAAACAUAUUUUUAAUU
Plodia interpunctella (Indianmeal moth) is the source of this 4504-nucleotide messenger RNA. RefSeq lists its product as uncharacterized. The transcript is spliced from 19 exons. The record is from RefSeq and is a predicted model, not a curated record. The coding region runs from base 147 to 3743 and encodes 1198 amino acids. Lineage: Eukaryota; Metazoa; Arthropoda; Insecta; Lepidoptera; Pyralidae.